AUGGGUACUUUAGUUCGUGAUGGUCAUGGUUCAGGUGUUGUUGUUGGUACUGGGCAUAAUACAGCAUUUGGUGCUGUGUUUGAAAUGAUGAAUGAUAUAGAGAAACCAAAAACCCCUCUUCAGAAUACUAUGGAUAAGUUAGGUAAAGAUUUAUCCAUUGUCAGUUUUAUUGUCAUUGGUAUUAUUUGCUUGAUUGGAAUAAUCCAAGGUCGCUCAUGGCUAGAAAUGUUUCAAGUCUCUGUUUCAUUAGCUGUUGCUGCCAUUCCAGAAGGGUUGCCAAUCAUUGUUACGGUAACAUUAGCACUAGGUGUUUUGAGAAUGGCUCGUCAUAAGGCUAUUGUUCGGAGAUUGCCAAGUGUUGAAACUUUGGGUUCAGUUAAUGUUAUCUGCAGUGAUAAAACAGGUACUUUAACGCAAAAUCACAUGACUGUAAAGAAAAUUUGGACUGUUGAUAUGAAUUCUGAAAGUUUAACUGUUGAUAAAGAUGUUUCCAAGGGACAAUCGUUAAGACAAUAUUUGACUGAUGAUGUUAAGCAAACUUUAGAAACUGCAAACAUUUGUAACAAUGCCAAAUAUUCACAAGAAGCUGCCAAGUUUGUUGGUAACCCAACUGAUAUUGCAUUACUAGAAGUCCUAUCACAAUUUGAGUUAGAAGAUAUCAGAAGUAGUAGAUCAAGAACACAUGAGCUACCAUUUUCAUCAUCAAGAAAGUUCAUGGCCAUUAGUGCACAUACUGGUGAUAUUUCAAAGACUGAAACUUAUGCAAAAGGUGCUACUGAACGUAUUUUAACAAGAUCAACCCAUUAUUUAACAAAAGAUAAAAAAGUGGAAAAAUUAACCGAAGAAUUGCAUACUAAGAUACACGAGGCUGCACACAAACUAGCAUUGAAAGGUCUUAGAGUGUUAGCAUUUGGUCAUGUUAACAAGGGUUUUGAAGAUGAGCCAUCAGGCUUAGUUUUCGAUGGUUUAAUUGGUAUGAAAGAUCCACCAAGACCUAGUGUAAAGAAUGCUAUUGCAAAAUUGAUCCAUGGUGGUGUUCAUGUCAUUAUGAUUACAGGUGAUAGUGAAACUACAGCUGUUCAAAUCGCAAAAGAAAUUGGUAUGAAUGUUGGAAAUCCAGAAAAGUCAGUUAUCAAUGGUGAAAAAUUGGAAACUCUUGAUGAAGAAACUCUUUCACAAAUCAUUUCAUCGGUUUCUGUUUUUGCAAGAACUACACCAGAGCAAAAAGUGCAAAUUGUUAGAGCAUUACAAAGAAGAGGUGAUGUUGUUGCAAUGACUGGGGAUGGUGUUAAUGAUGCACCUGCACUAAAACUAGCAGAUAUUGGUAUUAGUAUGGGUAAAAUGGGUACAGAUGUUGCUAAGGAGGCUUCUGAUAUGGUUCUAACAAAUGAUGAUUUCAGUACGAUUUUAAAUGCCAUUGAAGAAGGGAAGGGUAUUUUCAAUAAUAUUCAAAAUUUCUUAACUUUCCAAUUGUCAACAAGUGUUGCUGCGUUAUCAUUAAUUGCCAUCUCAACUUUUUUCAAAUUACCAAACCCAUUAAAUGCAAUGCAAAUUCUAUGGAUCAAUAUUUUAAUGGAUGGUCCACCUGCACAAUCACUUGGUGUUGAACCUGUUGAUCAUGAAGUUAUGAAUAAACCACCAAGAAAGAGAAAUGCUAGAAUCUUAACUGAAGAACUUUUCAAAAGAUUGUUGUCAAAUGCAUUUUUUGGGAUUGUUGGUACCAUCUACGUUUAUAUCAAAGAGAUGAAUGACGAUAAUCAAGUUACUGCAAGAGAUACAACAAUGACAUUCACAUGUUUUGUCUUAUUUGAUAUGUUUAACGCAUUAAGUUGUCGUCAUGCUACCAAAUCUAUUUUUGAGUUAGGAUUUAAGAAUCAAAUGUUUAAUUUUGCUGUUUUAGGAUCGUUAUUGGGUCAAUUAUGUGCAAUUUACAUUCCAUUUUUCCAAUCAAUUUUCCAAACUGAAGCUUUAUACUUUAGUGAUUUGGUAUUUUUAACCCUUUUAUCAAGUUCGGUUUUCUUAUUUGAUGAAGGUAAGAAAUAUAUUAGAAGACAACGUCGUGAUGUCUAUUCUGUUGUCUAG
Messenger RNA from Hansenula anomala, 2082 nucleotides. RefSeq names its product Ca(2+)/Mn(2+)-transporting P-type ATPase PMR1 (gene PMR1). The record is from RefSeq and is a predicted model, not a curated record. Gene Ontology annotation, cellular component: Golgi membrane; endoplasmic reticulum; plasma membrane. Lineage: Eukaryota; Fungi; Ascomycota; Saccharomycetes; Phaffomycetales; Wickerhamomycetaceae. The transcript has a single exon. Gene Ontology annotation, molecular function: ATP binding; P-type calcium transporter activity; ATP hydrolysis activity. Bases 1 to 2082 code for a protein of 693 amino acids. Gene Ontology annotation, biological process: manganese ion transport; intracellular calcium ion homeostasis; calcium ion transmembrane transport.